AGAAGAAAAUCCUCCGGUGUUUAAUGUUCAAUCUUUCAAACUUGUUGAAGCAAAAAAUAUGUUUUCGAUCGCAACUUCUUCUUCUUCCCCACUCAUCAAUUCAACCUUCAAUUCUCACAUUGCAUCUGGGUUCAAAACCCUCACGGAGAAUUUCACUGUAAAGAAGGUUCACAAAGCAGAGAGCCGCGAACUCAACGUCCCCCUCCUCUCCCCCUUCACCAUCGCUUCCUCACGCCUCGACUCCGUCGGAAACGUCGCGAUCCGGAUCGAGCUCAACAGCACCGCCGGCGGAUGCGUCGGCUGGGGAGAAGCUCCGAUCUUACCUUCAGUAACGGCGGAGGAUCAGCCCACAGCCAUGGCUAAAGCCAAGGAGGCCUGCGAGCUUCUCAGAGAGUUGCCGGAGAUGAAGCUAGCUCACGUUCUUGAGGAGAUCGGAGGGAUUCUACCUGGGCAUCGAUUUGCGUCUGUAAGAGCUGGGAUGGAGAUGGCUAUGAUUGAUGCUGCUGCUAAGAGCGUUGGAGUUCCCUUGUGGAAACUCUUUGGUGGGGCUUCGAAUACAAUCACCACCGAUAUUACAAUUCCGAUAGUUUCUCCAGCUGAAGCUUCGAACUUGGCUGCAAAGUACAGAGGAGAAGGGUUUAAGACGUUGAAGCUUAAGGUUGGGAAGAAUCUUAAGGCUGAUAUAGAAGUUCUUCAGGCUAUACGUGAAGUCCACCCUACUUGUUCCUUUAUUUUGGAUGCAAACGAGGGUUAUAAAACAGAGGAAGCUGUUGAAGUUCUUGAAAAACUUCAUGAAAUGGAGGUUACACCGGUUCUCUUUGAACAGCCAGUUCACAGAGACGAUUGGGAAGGUCUCAGGCAUGUGACUCGAGUUGCAAAGGAGAGGUUUGGAGUGUCGGUUGCAGCAGACGAGAGUUGUAGAGACUUGACUGAUCUCAAGAAAAUCAUUAAAGAUGAUGUGGUGGAUGUUGUUAACAUCAAACUCGCCAAAUCCGGUAUCCUCGAGGCCCUGGAUAUGAUUGAGUUGGCUAGAUCAUCUGGAAUUGAGCUUAUGAUAGGGGGAAUGGUGGAGACUAGACUGGCAAUGGGGUUCUCCGGUCACCUUGCUGCUGGCAUUGGAUGUUUCAGAUUCAUCGACUUGGACACUCCACUUCUUCUAGCUGGUGAUCCUGUUCAAGGUGGCUACAAAGCAUCGGGUGCUGUCUAUGAGUUUACUGAUGAAGGCGGUCAUGGAGGAUAUCUUCAGUGAAUGAACUUUGCUUUAUGAGUCUACUAGGGUCCUUGUUUAUGCAGUUCAUAGUGAACCAACUUCAAGUUUGAUGUAGUUCUUUGUGUUUAAGAAAUGUUUAAAGAAAGGCAUUACACCUUGUCCUAAAUUUUUAGCUUUCGCUAACAAAGUGAAUGUAACCUACAGCCUUUGUAACUUGUGCUCCAAAUAAAUGUAUGACAUUCAUCA
Raphanus sativus (radish) is the source of this 1456-nucleotide messenger RNA. Its product is annotated as L-Ala-D/L-amino acid epimerase. The coding region runs from base 59 to 1249 and encodes 396 amino acids. The record is from RefSeq and is a predicted model, not a curated record. Gene Ontology annotation, molecular function: racemase and epimerase activity, acting on amino acids and derivatives. The transcript is spliced from 6 exons. NCBI's taxonomy places the organism in Eukaryota, Viridiplantae, Streptophyta, Magnoliopsida, Brassicales, Brassicaceae.